Acanthopagrus latus (yellowfin seabream) is the source of this 1745-nucleotide messenger RNA. It is a transcript of the gene akr1a1a, whose product is annotated as aldo-keto reductase family 1, member A1a (aldehyde reductase). The transcript has 8 exons. Gene Ontology annotation, cellular component: cytosol. NCBI's taxonomy places the organism in Eukaryota, Metazoa, Chordata, Actinopteri, Spariformes, Sparidae. The record is from RefSeq and is a predicted model, not a curated record. Gene Ontology annotation, molecular function: aldose reductase (NADPH) activity. Bases 75 to 1049 code for a protein of 324 amino acids. Gene Ontology annotation, biological process: aldehyde catabolic process.
UCCCAUCGGAGUCUACAUGUGAACGCCUCACACUCCUCUCCGUCUGCUCUCCGUCAGGUCCUCAGAGGUGAAACAUGAGCACCUUCGUGACUCUCUCCACGGGGCAGAGGAUGCCCUUGGUCGGGCUCGGCACAUGGAAGAGCGCUCCAGGACAGGUGAAGCAGGCAGUGCUGGCAGCUUUAGACUGUGGGUACAGACACAUUGACUGCGCUGCUGCGUACAGCAAUGAGCAGGAGGUGGGAGAGGCUCUGGCUGUCAGGCUCGGCCCAGGGAAGGCUCUACGUCGCGAGGACGUAUUUAUAACAUCCAAACUGUGGAACACCAAACACGACCCAGAGGAUGUUGAGGCGGCGUGCAGGACCACUCUGGCCCACCUGGGUCUCUCUUAUUUGGACCUCUACCUUAUGCACUGGCCCAUGGCGUUCCAGCGUGGGAAGGAGCUGAUGCCUCGACGGGAGGAUGGGAGUAUUUGUUACUCUGACACACACUACAGUGACACUUGGGCAGCCAUGGAGAGCCUGGUGGACAAAGGUCUGGUCAAAGCUAUAGGAGUGUCCAACUUCAACGCCAGGCAGACUGAUGACAUCAUUAGCGUGGCCAGACACCCACCGGUGGUGAACCAGGUGGAAUGCCAUCCAUAUUUGUCUCAAGCAGACCUCCUGUCUCACUGUCGGUCAGUGGCAGUUUGCGUGACAGCUUACAGUCCCCUGGGUAGCGGGGACAGACCCUGGGCCUCUCCUGGUGAACCAAGUCUGCUGCAGGAUCCUCGACUUGAAGCUGUAGCCCAGAGGUACCAGAAAACACCUGCCCAGGUCAUACUCAGGUGGCACGUGCAGAGAGGCGUCGUGUGCAUCCCUAAGAGUGUGACACCCUCCAGGAUCCAGCAGAACCUGCAGGUGUUUGACUUUUCCCUGUCAGAGGACGACAUGAAGCUGAUCGAAUCCUUCAACUGCAACGAGCGCUUCAUCGUUCCAUCAGUCGAGAGGGAUGGCAAGAGAGUGUGGAGAGAUGCAGAACAUCCUCAUUUCCCCUUCCAUGAUCCCUACUGAGUCUACACACGGGAGAGCGUGUCUUAUGAUUGUCACAAACUGUACACUGCAGAAACCACAUUUCUACACUGAAUUAAAAUGCUAUCAAAACAGAUGUUCCUCUUUGGGAUGGGUGGCAUUACAUUGGUAAUAUUCAAGUGACUAAAUUUGCCAGGAAAACAGAUAAGAACGUGUUCUGCUAGGUGCACAUUAACUGAGAUUCCAGUGAGGGGAGAAAAAUCAUUUUCUAAUGAUACCAUUAUUCAUUGCCUUCACUAUUCUUUCACUGCCAGAGUGACACUGUGUGGUCGGUCACAGAACUGCCCGUCUGCCAAAUGUCACAAGCUUUGAUCACAUGGUGCCUGCAUGUCUGGCAGAGUGAAGACAUCAUCACUGAAUCAUGGCAGCAGCACUGCUCCCACGGCCUAAAUUUAGCAAUUCAUUCUACCUGAUGUCGAAAAGUAUCAUUUCAUUCAUGAAGUGAAAAUUCCAGCCAAAUUCUUAAGGUUUCUUGUCGGUCUCUACUCAAAGAGAUAAAAUGACAAGCACUCAUAUAGAGCACUGCUUUAUGUCCACAUAUAUUCUCAUAACUUUUCCCUACUAAAUGUAAAUUUUCUUUGAAUCUAAAAUGCACUUACUAUUGUCAGUAAAUAUCAAUUCUGAAUGUUCUAUAUCUGUACUAGCUGUGUUUGGUUAAUAAACAUAUACACUAUUGAA